AGUCAUCAGAUUCUUGAAAACUCACCUCUGAACAGGAGCCCACUCUCCACCCCUGACACCAUGACCCACUCCUGCUGCUCCCCUUGCUGCCAGCCUACCUGCUGCAGGACCACCUGCUGCCAGCCCACCCGCAGCGGGUCCAGCUGUUGUGAGUCCACCUGCUGCCAGCCCUGCUGUCCCCAGACUCGCUGUCAAACCACCUGCUCUAGGACCACCUGCUACCAACCAACCUGUGUGACCAGCUGCCGCCUUUCCUGCUGCCCCACUCCCUGCUGCCAGCCCACCUGCUCUGAGUCCAGCUGCUGUGGACAAACCUGCAGUCAGUCCAGCUGCUGCCAACCUUGCUGCCCCCCAGCUUCCUGUCAAACCAUCUGCUGCCAGCCAGCUUGCUCUGGACCCGUGUACUGCCGGAGAACCUGCUACCACCCUACCUGCGUCUGCCUGCCUUGUUGCCAAGCCCAGAGCUGCGGAUCCAGCUGUUGCCAGCCUUGCUGCCGCCCAGCCUGCUGUGAGUCCAGCUGCUGCCAGCCUUCCUGCUGCUGAUCACCCCACCAUAGAAUCAUGUGACACAGAUCAACCUUCUGACAACCAACCUGUCAGCUCUCCAUUACUGCCACUGCCUCUGUCCAGCAUGCUGCCGCCAUCUUUCUAUUAGUCAUAUUCUUGAUUAAAAGGCUCUGUGAAUAGGUGUAGUAAGACGCAGUCAACUUCAGUCUAAUUUUCUUCAUCUUUAUUUGCUGUUGAUCUCUGUGCCAGCUGCAGGUCUUAGGUCUCCCUGACCUAUGGUAACUGUGUCAGCCUUGCAAAAAUGAUCACCAUUUUCCCUCUAAGUAACCUACAGCACAAAUUCCUGUGACAGUUUUCUUAGGUUUUUCCAUGUUUACUAUUUCUCCAUAAUCAUUUCUUCUAGUGGACGCAUGGUUCUUCUCACUUCUUCUUCUUCCUGGUUACUUUGCAUUGCCUUCCCAGCCUUGGGGAAGCUUCUCUGCUUCUUUCCCAAUAAAGUCUUUGCUAUCUUCCA
This is a messenger RNA of Equus caballus (horse), 1021 nucleotides long. RefSeq names its product keratin-associated protein 9-7-like. NCBI's taxonomy places the organism in Eukaryota, Metazoa, Chordata, Mammalia, Perissodactyla, Equidae. Gene Ontology annotation, cellular component: keratin filament. The record is from RefSeq and is a predicted model, not a curated record.